CUCUUACCCUCCGACAGUUCUUUUGCUGUUGUUUGACGUGGACGCUGGGAUUUCUGUUUUUCUUUUUCUUCUGUUUAUCAGACUUUUGGAAAUGGAGAUUUUCCGCUCGGUGGACUAGAAUUGCAGGACGCGGAGACCUUGGUCCAGAAUGAGCACGACAGCUGGUACCGGACCGGCCCCGUGCCGUUUCGCUCACUACUUCGUGAUAUGCGGAAUGGACACAGAAACUGGCCUGGAACCGGACGAAUCAGCCCGUGAGCACUUUGAGCAGAGCCCCCUCAAGCGCAGCUUCAGGUCCAAAAUUCUGGCCCAUUUCCCCGAAAAUGUGGACCGGAACCCCUUCAACCAGGAUGCCGUUAACAUGCUCUGCAUGCCGGAAGGCCUCUCUUUCCGUACGCAGUCGGACUCCCGGGACCCCCAGUUCCACUCCUUCCUGAUCCCGCGCGCGGACGGGUCGCGGUCCUACGGCUUCACGCUCACCUUCUACGAGCAGGUGAGGAGCUCCUCCAUCCGCUCUGCCAUGGAGACGUUGCAGCAGAUGCACCAGGCCGAGCAUACCUCCGCCUCCUCCUCCUCCUCCUCUUCCUCCAUGGACUCCCUCGCCAGCAGCCUGGAUGAGGCGGACACCCCCCUGGCCCCCACCUCCUGCGGGGGGUCCUACGACCCGGCCCGCGACACUCUGUACGUCUCCAAGGCUCUGUGCCUGGUUGCGCCCCUCCCCUUCCUGCACGCCUGCCGCGACUUCCUGUCCCAGCUGCACCGGGCCGUCGCCGGGGCCCUGCCUCCACCGUUGCCGCUGGAGAGCUACAUUCACAACCUGCUGUACGAGGUGCCUCUGCCACCGGCCGGCCGGUCCCUCAAGUUCCACGGCGUCUACCAGCCAAUCGUCUGCCAGCGCCCGGGCCCCGGAGAGCUCCCGUUGGCCGGCUUCCCCCUGCGCGUGGCCUUCCAGCUGCUGGGCAUGGAGAACCUGGUGCAGGUGUUCACCUGCGCGCUCCUGGAGAUGCAGAUACUGCUCUACUCACAAGAUUACCAGCGCUUGGUGACGGUUGCCGAGGUGAUCACCGCGCUGCUGUUCCCCUUUCAGUGGCAGCACGUGUACGUGCCAAUCCUGCCCGCCUCGCUGUGCCACUUCCUGGACGCUCCCGUCCCCUUCAUCAUGGGCCUGUCGAGCACCGAGGGGGCCGAGCGGUCCAAACUGCAGCUGCCCCAUGAGGCGAGCCUGUGUUUUGUGGACCUGGAUAACUCCUGCGUCGAGCUCCCGGAGGAUUUCCCGCAAUUCCCCAACAAGGCGGAAUUCACCCAGGAGCUGACUGAGGUGCUACAGAGUUUUGGGGUGUCGGUAGAGGGGAGCGUGGCCGUCAGCCCUUCCCCUGGCUCUUCUCACCUGAAGAGGCAGGCUCUGCUGGAGCUAGUGGAGGACGGGCGGAACGGGAACCUGGGCAGCGACGGAUUGGCGGCUCUAAAGAGGCUCCAGGCCCUGGCCCUCCAAACCGCCGUCGCCGUGGAGACAGCGGGCCGAGCUGGCACGGAGGGCCACGCCCCUGGUCAGGAGGAGGAGCUACUGGACGCCAAGCUGAAUGUGCAGUUGAGGGAAGUGUUCGCCGGCCAGUUUGUCUCCAUGUUCGCAAACUACGAAGCCUUCAUCAUCCAGAGCGCCCCCAACCUGGAGUCCUGGGUAACCAACCGAGAGCAGAUGCAAAACUUCGACAAGCCCUCCUUCCUGUGGGACCAGCCGGAGCCCAACCUGCCCUUCCUGUCUCGCUUCAUUGAGACACAGAUGUUCGCCUCCUUCAUCGAUAAUAAGAUCAUGUCCCAGUGGGAGGAGAAGGAUCCACUGCUAAGCGUGUUUGACGCCCGUGUGGAGAAGUUCCGCCUCUACCACGCCCAUGCACCCAACCCGCUGUCCUCCCACUACCAAAGGUGCUCCACCAGCCAGAAGUCAGCCCAGGCCAUAGCACAGAGGCUCCUGAAGAUCGACCACACAGCCAUCCACCCCCACCUGCUGGACAUGAAGAUCGGACAGGGCAAAUAUGACCAGGGCUUCUUCCCCAACCUGCAGGCGGAUGUCUUGGCCACCGGCCCAGCCAGUAGCAACAGGUGGUCAGGUCGUACAGCUGCAGCCCAGCGCAGGACGGAGAGUCACAGACAGCAGCCUGAGCACCUGGGACUCGACAACGGUAUAAAAGAGAAGUACAUGCAGGAGGCCAGGAGCCUGGGGAAGCACCAGUGGCAACCCACAUUAUCGGACCUGUCCCCUGCCCUCAUCGCCCAGACCAACAGCAGAUUUGUGGAGGGGCUUCUGAAGGAGUGUCGCAUGAAGACUAAACGCAUGCUGGUGGAGAAGAUGGGGGGUGAGCUGGUGGACCUGGGUCACGGGGAGGUCAGCCUGACAGGCCUGGAGGAGAACACACUGAUCGCCAGCCUCUGCAACCUGCUGGAGCGCAUCUGGAGCCACGGACUGCAGCAUAAACAGGGCAAGUCUGCCCUCUGGUCACACCUGCUCCUGUACCAGAAGAGGGAGGAGAAUCUGGAGCUGCAGCCCACAUCUCCAGUGUCACCAGACAAACUGAAGCCUGAGGGGGGCGGGGCCAUGCCGCCCUUGGGCGUGUCUCUCACACAGGAUAUGAGACACAUACAGAGCCUGACUGAGAUACGGACAGAGGUUGGUCGAACCCGGGCCUGGAUCCGACUGUCACUGGAGAAGAAGCUGCUCUCACAACAUCUAAAACAGCUGCUGAGUGACCAGGAAUUAACCAAGAAGUUGUAUAAAAGAUACGCAUUCCUGCGCUGUGAAGAAGAGAAGGAGCAGUUUUUGUUCCACCUGCUCUCCCUCAACGCCGACGACUACUUCUGCUUCACCAGCGUCUUCACCACCAUCAUGAUUCCGUACCGGGCCGUCAUCAUUCCCAUUAAGAAACUGAGUAAUGCCAUGACAACCUCCAACCCCUGGGUGUGUGUUUCGGGUGAGCUGGGAGACUCGAGUGUCAUACAGACCCCAAAGAAUGUUCUGGAGAUGACCUUUGAGUGCCAGAACCUGGGCCAGCUCACAACGGUGCAGCUGGGACACGACAACUCUGGGCUGCUGACCAAAUGGCUGGUGGACUGUGUGAUGGUGCGGAACGAGAUCACUGGACACACAUACAAAUUCCCCUGUGGUCGCUGGUUGGGUAAGGGUGUGGAUGAUGGCAGCCUGGAGCGGAUUCUGAUUGGUGAAUUGGUGGCUCCAUGUGGAGAGGAAGAGGCGGGGAAACCAUGCAGGACUCCGCCCCUUCAGCGCUCACCUACCCAGAUCCGACGCAUCGGCAUCACCGCGCUGACCGGCCGAGCCAAUAAGCCAAACGCUGCUCAGAUACAGGAGGCAAUUGGGGAAGCAGUGAAAAACAUCAUCAAACACUUCCAAAAGUCUGAGAAAGAGCAAAGUCUGACGGUCCUUCUUUGCGGGGAGAAUGGCCUGGUGUGUGCGCUGGAACAGUUCUUCCAUCACGGAUUUAGAUCCACUCGCCUGUUUCAAAAGAACGCCUUCAUAUGGGACUUUGUGGAGAAGGCCAUGGCCUACCUGGACUCAGCUGAUCAGAUGGGUGACCUGCAGGAGGCGCCCAAACCCCUGGGCCUCACCUGCGAAACCUUCUUCCGCUACGUCAGCGCCAUCAACGCCACGCCCAGAAACAUUGGGAAGGACGGAAAGUUCCAGUUGCUGGUUUGCCUGGGAGCCAGAGACCGGCUGUUGCCUCAUUGGCUCCCCCUGCUGGCGGAGUCCCCGUUCACCGAGUGCAUGUACAAAGAGAGCGCCCUCCUUCGCGACCGAGCCACAGUGAGCACGCUCAUUAACGUCUUGCACGAGCUCCAUGACUUCCCCAUCACCCUGGAGACCUCCUUCAUCAAGGGCAUUGACCUAUAGCCGCCUAGGACUCAGACGCACAGACCAUCGCUGCGAGCUGUGUGAC
Conger conger (European conger) is the source of this 3947-nucleotide messenger RNA. Its product is annotated as DENN domain-containing protein 5B-like. Gene Ontology annotation, molecular function: small GTPase binding; guanyl-nucleotide exchange factor activity. The record is from RefSeq and is a predicted model, not a curated record. The transcript has 21 exons. Lineage: Eukaryota; Metazoa; Chordata; Actinopteri; Anguilliformes; Congridae. Bases 149 to 3901 code for a protein of 1250 amino acids.